AUGUCGCUCCCACAACGAUCCGCAUCCAGCAGGGCAAGCGUCCUGACAGAUGGCAUGGAGAAGCCAUUGCUGGAUAACCGCACAUACCGCGUGGUACGACUAGCGAAUGACCUCGAAGCGCUGCUGAUCCAUGACCCGGACACGGACAAGGCGAGUGCGGCCAUGGAUGUCAACAUCGGUAGCUUCAGCGACGCCGACGACAUGCCUGGUAUGGCGCAUGCUGUCGAGCAUUUGCUGUUCAUGGGAACCGAAAAGUUUCCCGUCGAGAACGAAUACAACCAGUACCUGCAACGAUACGGCGGCUACUCGAAUGCUUUCACCGCCUCAUGCGACACAAACUACUACUUUGAGCUUUCCGCCUCGUCUACUGCCACCAGCCAGCAGUCGUCGCUCAGCAGCAAGGAGAACCUCCCUGUCGAAAAGUCGCAAGCCCCGCUCUACGGGGCCCUCGACCGCUUUGCCCAGUUCUUCAUCCACCCCCUGUUCCUGGAAGAUACUUUGGACCGUGAGUUGCGUGCUGUCGACUCGGAAAACAAGAAGAACUUGCAGGCCGACAACUGGCGUCUGCAUCAACUGAACAAGAGUCUGUCCAACAAGAAACACCCCUUCAACAAGUUCUCCACCGGCAAUUACAAGGUUCUGCACGACGACCCAAUUGCUCGUGGCGUCAAGAUUCGUGAUGAGUUCAUCAACUUCUACCGCGCGAAUUACUCGGCAAACCGUAUGAAGCUUGCUGUUCUUGGUCGUGAGAAUCUCGAUGAGUUGGAGUCAUGGGUAACCGAGCUCUUCUCAGACGUCCCCAACCAGAACCUUCCCAAGUUGCGCUGGGAUGAUGUUCCCGCUAUGACUGAAGCCGAGCUGGGCACCCAAAUCUUUGUUAAGCCUGUUAUGGACAUGCGCUUACUUGACAUGCACUUUGUCUACGCCGACGAGGAGGACUUGUGGGAGUCUCAACCUGCCAAGUAUCUCAGUCAUCUCAUCGGUCACGAAGGUCCCGGUUCUAUCCUCGCAUACAUCAAGGCAAAAGGCUGGGCUAACGGCCUGGGCGCUGGACCCAUGAACAUUUGCCCCGGAACUUCUCACUUCUCCAUCUCCAUUCGCCUCACUGAGGACGGUCUCAAGAACUACCAAGAAGUCAUCAAGGCCGUCUUCCAAUACCUCGCCAUGGUCAAAGAGCAGCCGCCACAAGAAUGGAUCGUUGACGAGAUGGCCAAGCUUGCAGAUGUCGACUUCCGCUUCCGCCAAAAGAUUCCCGCAAGUCGUACUGUCAGCGCUCUCAGUGGUGUCAUGCAAAAGUCUUUCCCCCGUGACAAGUUGUUGAGUGCUCAAUCUUUGAUUUGGAAAUUCGACUCCGACGCCAUCAAGCGUGGUCUUGACUACCUUAGACCUGAUAAUUUCCGCAUCACUCUCGUGUCUCAAGAGUAUCCUGGUAACUGGGAUCAGAAGGAGCACUGGUACGGCACAGAAUACAAGUACGAGAAGAUGCCUUCUCAGUUCAUGAAGGAUCUGGAGGCAACCAGCCAGGCCUCAUCCUCACAGCGUCCAUCGGAAUUGCACAUGCCUGCGAAGAACGAAUUUGUACCCUCUCGUCUCGACGUCGAGGUCAAAGAGGUUGAGAAGCCGUCUCUCGCCCCAAAGCUGAUUCGCAACGAUGUGAACGUUCGUACUUGGUGGAAGAAAGAUGACCAGUUCUGGGCACCAAAGGCAAACAUCAAGGUCUUCUUCAGAUCCCCAUUGGUCAGCAUGUCUGCUCUCACAACUGUCACUACUCAAUUGUACAAGGACUUGGUUGAGGAUUCUCUGACCGAAUACUCUUAUGAUGCAGAGCUUGCCGGCCUCGAGUAUGAGCUCCAGAACCACGCUCAGGGCUUCGACGUCAACAUCAGCGGCUACAACGACAAGAUGGCUGUUCUUCUUGAGAAAGUCUUGAUUGGUAUGCGCGAUCUGGAAGUCAAGGACGAUCGCUUCGAGAUCAUCAAGGACCGUACACUUCGAGGUUGGCGUAAUUUCGCCUACCAGCAGCCAUUCCAUCAGAUCAGCACUUACAGCAGAUGGCUGGUAGCCGAGAAGGGAUUCAUUGUUGACCAACUGCUGGAAGAGCUCGAUCAAGUUACUGCUGACGACAUCCGCAAGUUCUUCCCGCAGGUACUCCACCAGAUGCACAUUGAAGUCCUGGCCCAUGGCAAUCUCUACCGUGAAGAUACUCUCAAGAUGACUGAUCUGAUUGAGUCCAUCUUGAAACCUAAGCAACUUCCUGCUAGUCAAUGGCCUCUUCGUCGCUCGAUCGUUCCCCCUCAAGGUAGCAACUUCGUCUACGAGCGUACCCUCAAGGAUCCUGAGAACGUCAAUCACUGUAUCGACUAUCAACUGUUCACAGGUCUUCUGACCGACCGCGCGAACCGUGCCAAGCUUCUUUUGUUCGCCCAAAUGUCAGACGAAGGUUGCUUUGAUACACUUCGCUCCAAGGAACAGCUUGGAUACGUGGUUCAGUCUAUGCCUUUGAUGCUCACUGCCAUUUCAGGUUGGCGUGUUCUGAUCCAAUCCGAGAGGUCACCCGAAUAUCUUGAGAAGCGUAUCGAUGUCUUCCUCAACACAUUCGGUGACAACUUGAGGAACAAGAUGAAGGAUGAGGAGCUUGAGUCGCACAAGACUGCUUUGAUCAACAAGCGGUUGGAGAAGAUGAAGAAUCUCAAUCAGGAGAGCGGUCGUUUCUGGCACCACGUUACCAGUGAGGCCUUUGACUUUGAGCUUGUCCACCGUGACGUCGAGCACAUCGAGCCUAUCACCAAGCAAGACAUGAUUGACUUCUUCGACACUUACAUCGACCCCGCUUCAAAGACGCGUGCAAAGAUCUCGACCCAUCUCCUUGCUCAAGGAAAAUCGUCUGAUGCCGAGAGCAGCAAGUCUUCAUCAGAGCAGACAACCGAGACUCCAGCCGCCAAAGAGGAGACUGCUAGUACCACCAGCUCUGAGCUCCGAGUCGAGGAACAGAAGAAGGAAGUCGGCACUGCCAUCAGAAUCGAAGAUGUCAGAAGCUUCAAGGCUAGUAUGCCUCUGUCCGAGGCUAUGAGACCUGUCAAGGAUGUGGCCGAGUUUGAGGACCUAGGCGCCAAGCUCUAG
This is a messenger RNA of Aureobasidium subglaciale EXF-2481, 3120 nucleotides long. RefSeq lists its product as uncharacterized. The record is from RefSeq and is a predicted model, not a curated record. Gene Ontology annotation, cellular component: cytosol; mitochondrion. The transcript has 3 exons. Gene Ontology annotation, molecular function: metal ion binding; metalloendopeptidase activity. NCBI's taxonomy places the organism in Eukaryota, Fungi, Ascomycota, Dothideomycetes, Dothideales, Saccotheciaceae. The coding region runs from base 1 to 3120 and encodes 1039 amino acids. Gene Ontology annotation, biological process: peptide catabolic process.